GUGACGCCAGUGCGCAUGCGCAGUUUGUCUCCUUCACUUUGUCCUGUAGCUGUUAGUGUCAAAUCUGAAACACAGGACACUCAAAAGAUUCUGCUUUCAUUUAGCAUCAUCAUUCCAUUUCUUUCUUAACAGAAACAACAACAACAUCCACGAUAUAAUGGCUGUUCCUCCUGCAUACUCAGACCUGGGAAAAGCAGCCAAGGACAUCUUCAGCAAGGGUUACGGUUUUGGGAUUGUUAAAUUGGACCUCAAGACUAAAUCUCAAAAUGGAGUGGAGUUCAACACAUCUGGAUCCACUAACACAGACACGGGAAAAGCUGGCGGGAGUUUGGAGACCAAGUAUAAAAUGAGUGAUCUGGGAUUGAGUUUCAACCAGAAGUGGAACACAGACAACAUGCUCAGUACAGAAGUCUCUGUGGAAGACCAGCUUGCGCAGGGGUUGAAAGUGGCCCUGGAUACGUCUUUUGUCCCAAACACAGGUAAGAGGAGCGGUAAACUGAAGACCGGCUACAAGCGUGACUUUGUCAACAUGAGCUGCGACAUUGAUUUUGAGGGUCCGGUCGUGCACUCGUCAGCGGUUCUGGGAUACGAAGGAUGGCUCGCGGGCUACCAGAUGGCGUUUGACACGGCCAAGUCCAAACUGGUGCAAAAUCACUUCGCUCUGGGAUACAAGACCGAAGACUUCCAGCUUCACACCAACGUUAAUGACGGAGCUGAGUUCGGAGGAUCGGUCUAUCAGAAGGUGACUGAUCAGCUGGAGACGGCCGUCACUUUGUCCUGGACCACCGGCAGCAACAACACGCGCUUCGGAGUUGCUGCAAAGUACCAGCUAGAUAAAGACGCCUCGUUGUCUGCCAAAGUGAACAAUUCCAGCCUGAUUGGAGUUGGUUACACUCAGAGCCUUCGACCUGGGGUGAAACUCACUCUCUCGGCUCUCAUCGAUGGAAAAAACUUCAACACCGGCGGACACAAGGUCGGACUGGGUUUUGAGCUGGAAGCGUAGCUGCCAUAGUGCAAAAGACACUGAAGACGAGAGACCCGGUCCUCACAACCCUCCUAGCACCCGAUGACUAACAACACUUAGCGGCAUGUUGAUGGUUUUUGCAAGUCUGUGGGAGUCGAGUGAUUCUGAUCUGAUCUGAUCUGGCCUUCUAAGGGAAAUAUUUGCCGGUCAGCUAAUUUAUUUAAUGAAUGUCGUAUAUUUACCGUAGACCACCUGCAGCAAACCAAAAUACACAAGUAGUGGUAGAUUUGCAAGCACAGUAGAAACAUUUGGAGUGUUUCUCUGGUGAUGUCAGUGCAUGCUAAGCACUUCAAUUUGUUUUAUUGCGUUGAUGAGUGAAGGUCAGAAAAUGCAUGAUGGUAGUUGAGAUUAUUUCUCGGGUUGCAGCUUUAGAGUGACGCCGCACUUAUAGAGCUUUAGGCAUAGACAGCUCACAGGAAACUGACAAGACAGCAUGUGUAUUUUUAGAGCUUGCAAUACUUUCUUAUCUUACACACUCAUUGAUGGGUAGAAAGCAACUCUUUACUGUGGGAAAAAUCAUGCUAGUUAGCAACCCACUUCAAAUGUGUUCUGGUGUACAAAACAGCAAUUUGAUCAUCAAACACUUUAUGAGCACAGGUUUCAAUGCGUUGUACAUACCAACUGCUUUUUCCAUAUAUAUAUUGCCCAAAAGUUUGGACACAUUGCUAUAUUUUUGAAAGAAUGCCUGAAUUUUGAUCAAAAAUCUAUAAUAAUAAUGAUUUCUGAAGGCUGGAGUAAUGGCUGAUGAAAAUUCAGCUUUGCAUCACAGAAAUAAAUUAUAUUUUAAAGUAUAUUGAAAUAGAAAACCCUAAAGCCCAAAGUAUAGUUAAUUUUUUGCGCGUACGCGAGGGUCGGCGUACAGUGUGCAUGGCACAAAUCAAGUCCCCCCAGGAAUCGGGUCUCCUUUAGGACCCCAAGUGAUCCCAUUGGUUCAAUGAACUUUUAAUGGGUAAUAUUUUUUGCACCUGAUUAUAAUUCCUGCAAAAGUCACGUUAUGAUUUAUAUCAUUUAAAAUGUGUUAUAAUGACCAUUAAUGUUUUAUAAAUUACAUGAUUCAUAUAUACUAGUAUAUAACUGAAGCUAUAGGUUUUAAAAUCAAGCAUUUCUCGUUCUGUUUUUUUUUUUUUUUUUUAGUUGGCUUUUGUACUAGCAUGGCAUACGUCUACCCGAUUAACCUGCUAGAUUAGUUUAUAUUAUAUGUUUUUUGUUUCCAAUAUCAUGCAAUGCAUAGGCAUUCAUUUUAGAUUUGUGCACUUAAUGUAA
Messenger RNA from Megalobrama amblycephala (Wuchang bream), 2287 nucleotides. RefSeq names its product Voltage-dependent anion-selective channel protein 2-like. Gene Ontology annotation, biological process: monoatomic anion transmembrane transport. NCBI's taxonomy places the organism in Eukaryota, Metazoa, Chordata, Actinopteri, Cypriniformes, Xenocyprididae. Bases 158 to 1003 code for a protein of 281 amino acids. The record is from RefSeq and is a predicted model, not a curated record. Gene Ontology annotation, molecular function: voltage-gated monoatomic anion channel activity. Gene Ontology annotation, cellular component: mitochondrial outer membrane. The transcript has 9 exons.